Messenger RNA from Antechinus flavipes (yellow-footed antechinus), 2057 nucleotides. RefSeq names its product Rh family C glycoprotein (gene RHCG). Lineage: Eukaryota; Metazoa; Chordata; Mammalia; Dasyuromorphia; Dasyuridae. The record is from RefSeq and is a predicted model, not a curated record. The coding region runs from base 67 to 1449 and encodes 460 amino acids. Gene Ontology annotation, molecular function: ammonium channel activity. Gene Ontology annotation, biological process: ammonium homeostasis; ammonium transmembrane transport. The transcript has 11 exons. Gene Ontology annotation, cellular component: basolateral plasma membrane; plasma membrane; apical plasma membrane.
UUAGCUCCUCAUCCUCCUCUGAGGGCCUGUGCCUGGGCUGCCAGGACAGCUAAGGAAGUCUUCCAAAUGGCUUGGAACACUAACCUCAGGUGGCGACUGCCACUCACCUGCUUCAUCUUAGAGGUGGUCAUGAUAGUCCUUUUUGGGGUGUUUGUGCGCUAUAAUCCCGAGGCUGAUGCACACUGGAUUGAAGAGAAGAGACUCCGCAAUAUUUCCAGUGAUGUAGAGAAUGAUUUCUACUACCGGUACCCAAGCUUCCAGGACGUCCAUGUUAUGAUCUUUGUGGGUUUUGGCUUCCUCAUGACCUUUCUGCAGCGCUAUGGUUUUGGUUCUGUUGGUUUCAAUUUUCUCCUUGCGGCUUUUGGAAUCCAGUGGGCACUGCUGAUGCAAGGCUGGUUCCAUUCCUUCCAUGAUGGAUACAUCUUCAUCAGUGUGGAGAACCUCAUCAAUGCCGAUUUCUGUGUAGGCUCUGUCUGCGUGGCCUUCGGAGCCAUCCUUGGCAAGGUCAGCCCCAUCCAGCUGCUCAUCAUGACCCUGUUCCAAGUGACCCUCUUUUCAGUGAAUGAGUUCAUUCUUCUCAACCUUCUCCAGGUAAAGGAUGCUGGUGGCUCUAUGACCAUCCACACAUUUGGGGCCUACUUUGGACUUACAGUGACCUGGAUCCUUUACCGACCCAACCUGGAGCAGAGCAAGGAGAGGCAGAGCUCUGUGUAUACCUCAGAUCUCUUUGCCAUGAUUGGUACCCUGUACUUGUGGAUGUAUUGGCCAAGCUUUAACUCAGCUGUUUCCAACCAUGGAGAUGCCCAGCACCGGGCAGCCAUCAAUACCUACUGCUCCCUGGCUGCCUGUGUGCUCACCAGCGUGGCCCUCUCCAGUGCCCUACAACGGAAGGGCAAGCUUGACAUGGUUCACAUCCAGAACGCAACACUUGCUGGUGGCGUGGCUGUGGGGACCGCGGCUGAGAUGAUGCUCAUGCCUUAUGGCUCUCUUAUUGUCGGCUUCAUCUGUGGCAUUGUAUCAACUGUGGGCUUUGUCUACUUGACACCAUUCUUGGAGUCUCGGCUGCACAUCCAAGACACGUGUGGAAUCCAUAAUCUGCACGGCAUACCAGGCAUCAUUGGGGGCAUUGUAGGCGCUGUCACUGCCAACGAAGCUAGCAUGGCUGUAUAUGGAGAAGAAGGGCUCAAGAAAGCUUUUGACUUUGAAGGCUCCAAAAGUAGUUGGACCCCUCGAACGCAGGGCCAGUAUCAGGCAGCAGGCAUCUUUGUGUCUCUGGCCAUGGCCUUUGUGGGAGGUGCCAUAGUGGGUUCCAUUUUGAAACUUCCAUUUUGGGGACAACCUGCAGAUGAAAAUUGCUUUGAGGAUGAGAUCUAUUGGGAGGUGCCUGAAGCUGAGAAGAGUAACGCUUACCAUCAUGAGGAUACGACGCUCAAGCCUGUGGCUUCCUAAGGCAGAGACGGACUCCCUGGGAGAGAAGCAGGCCUCCUUUGGAACAUCUCAGCCUCGGUGACCUCGGGAAUGAGAGUUUGUUUUUCCCUGGAGCCAGACUUGAUGCACUGAUCUCCACCCUCUGGAUUCUCUAACUUCAACCUCCUACCUCCAAGCAAAAGAUUUUUCUCUUUCCAAAGUACCUUCAAGGCAGAAAGUGACAGGCUGCCUGGGGGAAAUCUGAGUACUGAGGAAGAACAGAUAAAAGAGAUGGCCUGAAAUUGGGUUCCAGAGGGAUGGGAACCAAGGAGUCUAUGCUUAGGUUAGGAUCCAUGGGAGUAGGAGGCUAGGCCCUGAGGUCUUGUUUUUGUAAGGGAGGGGAGGAGAACAGGCAAGGUCCAUUUGGACUAAGGACUUUUCGGGGCUGAUCAUCUGGAUCUUGAGAGAGGAUGGGUUCUGCUGCCAGAAAUAUUUCCUAAGACGAGCAGAUAGUGAAGCCUCUGUACCUGGUACCUCAUGCCUUACACUUCACUUCCUUAGUCUCCCGGCCCCCUGCCUACCCUACUUCAUCUUGUAUUGCUGUUGAUGCCAGCCUGAGCAAAUAAAAUGGCCGUGAUGUCCAUUGUAAA